Austrofundulus limnaeus is the source of this 1795-nucleotide messenger RNA. It is a transcript of the gene pknox2, whose product is annotated as pbx/knotted 1 homeobox 2. The record is from RefSeq and is a predicted model, not a curated record. Gene Ontology annotation, biological process: regulation of DNA-templated transcription. Gene Ontology annotation, molecular function: DNA binding. Lineage: Eukaryota; Metazoa; Chordata; Actinopteri; Cyprinodontiformes; Rivulidae.
GGCUGUGUGGAGGAGUAUAGGCUGUGCUGUCAGCCCAGUGUCAGUCUGAUGAAGAUUGGCAUGCAGGCCCUGAUGAAAGAUUUGAAGAUCUAGUUUGACCAGCUUAAGUCUCAGCGUGAAGCUGUCCCAUGAUGCAACAUGUUUCCUCAACACCUGCAGUGACAAUGAUGGCCACCCAGAGUGUUCCUUCUCCAUCUUACCAAGAGAGCCAACAGAUGACAGGCACCACGCAGCAGAACAACAAGACCCCACAGGUCAACAUCCCAGCAGCCUCUGCAGCAGGAAAUACCUCUGUCAGUGUGACCCUUGACUCCCAGGCUCAGCUUGAUUCUGACAAGAGGGCUAUAUACAGACACCCAUUGUUCCCGCUGCUGGCACUGCUGUUUGAGAAGUGUGAACAGGCCACGCAGGGAUCCGAAUGCAUCACAUCAGCCAGCUUUGAUGUAGAUAUUGAAAACUUUGUCCACCAGCAGGAGCAAGAACAUAAGCCCUUCUUUAGUGAAGAUCCAGAGCUGGACAACCUGAUGGUGAAGGCCAUUCAGGUUUUGCGGAUCCACCUCCUGGAGUUAGAAAAGGUCAAUGAACUCUGUAAGGAUUUCUGCAACCGUUACAUCACAUGUCUCAAGACAAAGAUGCACAGUGACAACCUUCUUCGUAACAACCUUGGAGGACCAUAUUCUCCAUCCCAUACCAGUCUCAGCAUGCAGCAGGAACUAAUCCAGACCUCCUCCCCAUCCAUGACCUCUGUCUCCAGCUCUGGUAACCCUUCAGGAAGUGUGUUGUCUGUCGGAGGUCUGCAACAGGGCAGUGUCACCAUGACCUCUGUCAACUCACAAGUGGUGUCAGGUGGGACCUUGUACCAGCCGGUUGCCAUGGUGACAUCGCAGGGGCAAGUGUUAACGCAGGCACUACCUCCGGGAACCAUCCAGAUCCAGAACUCACAGGUGAACGUGGACUUGUCGGCUCUGUUGGACAGCGAAGACAAGAAGUCCAAGAAUAAGAGGGGGGUCCUGCCCAAACAUGCCACCAACAUCAUGCGCUCCUGGCUUUUUCAGCAUCUCAUGCAUCCAUACCCAACAGAGGAUGAGAAGAGACAGAUUGCAGCACAAACAAAUCUCACCCUUCUCCAAGUGAACAACUGAUCCACUGAGCAUGGACGGCCUCCAGUCAUUAUCCUCAGACUCGGCCACCUUGGCCAUGCAGCAGGCCAUGCUGGCAGCUGAGGACUCCAUGGACAGCACUGAGGAGGAAGAUGAAGAAGAUGAGGAGGAGGAUGAAGAAGAGGAGGAGGGCAUGGAGGAGGAAGARGAGGAAGAGGAAGSGGGGGAGGAACAUGACAGUGGAAGGCAACUGUCCAGCAGAGGAGGGGGAAGGAGAAAUCUAAAUAUGGAAGCAGGAGAGGAACUGGAGUAGUUUACCAGAGAGAGAGAGCUGUAUGAGCUUUGUCCUGGGUUUUCACUUAAUAUGACCYAUUUCACACUCAGCUAGUCUGGCCCUGAUGCUCUGUUACUCCUGAGGGUUUACGGCUGGAUAACAUUUUACAAGAAACUCAUCUGAGGAGCCUGGAAUCACAUACCAGUGAUUCUGGAGGACAAAAAGUGGCAAAGAAUUUGUUGUUGUAUUUUAUCACACUGUUUUUCAUACAGCAAGCYUUUAAAAUAUUUGGAGAGAUGGACAUUUUUGUAAUUCAAAGAUCUGUGGCCUCAUGUAUGAAGAGUAACAUGGUUUUCCUACAAAAAACAUGAGGUUUGUUUCAAUGGAGAAAAUGGCGAAUACACAAACUAAUCAAGACGUA